Hibiscus syriacus is the source of this 819-nucleotide messenger RNA. RefSeq lists its product as uncharacterized. The record is from RefSeq and is a predicted model, not a curated record. Bases 223 to 819 code for a protein of 198 amino acids. The transcript has 3 exons. NCBI's taxonomy places the organism in Eukaryota, Viridiplantae, Streptophyta, Magnoliopsida, Malvales, Malvaceae.
AAGCUAUGUAUGGAUUAAGUCUCUCUCUCUCUCUCUCUCUCUCCUUUUCAUAGCCUUAAAUACCCAAUCUUCCCAGCGUUCCUGCUAUUUUUCAUUCCCAAACUGAUAGAUACGUAUGUUUUCCCCAUUUAAUACCAACGCCUGCAUAUGCAACAUCUUAUAUUCUUUUUGAUUUCGCUUUUUUUUUCUUCCUGCAAGCUUCCAGCCUAGCAGUGGUCACCCAUGGCCACAAAGACCAUAGCAUCCAAGCCUGCAAGGCAACUUGGAGAACUCCUCCGAGAACAACAAGAACCUUUUGCUUUAGAGGUUUACCUUUCAGAAAAAGGUUGUGGAACAAAGAACUUAACUUCCAUCCACAGCCAUGGCAGUUCAGGCAAGUUUCUAAAGAAGUCCGGUAGUAACAAAAUCAAGAGAAACAAGGGUAUUCCGAACUUCCCAAAGGUGCUUAAAGUUCUACUAUGCAACAAGUUCUUUACAAUCAGAGGCUUAAGAACCAAGAAUCCCAAUGAUGAAGAUGGAAAUAACCAAGAAAUUGCAGAGGCAGAUAGAUUUUCUUCCAGUAGCUGCUCAGCACUGUAUAAUUCAAGCUCAGAUAGCGACACAGAUGAAGCAUCAAUGUUUACCGACAACUCCAGGCCUUCAGAACACCAUGCCGAAAGGGGAAAAAAGGCAGCUGUAGAUACAAAGUUUCAACUGAGCGCAUGCAUGGAAGACAGUAAGCAAAACAGCCCACAGUCAGUAUUAGAAGCAAUAUCUACUUCAACAGGUUCCCCACUUGAUACCAUUUCCAAUACAAGGCAGAAAAGCCUCAUGUCAUAA